AUGGCCUUCAUCGAGCCACGCCUCAUCCACCUGCUCAACGAUUCGACUACUCCUCAGCUUGCUCGCGCUGAUCUGCCGCCGCUUCGCCUGGCAUACUCUCGUCCCUCCGAGCGACCGUUCCCCCUCGAGCCCGAUACAUCCCACCGUGAAGAUAAGCCCAAGGCACCUCUCGCCACGAGCCAUGGAGCCCCGCUCGCACCUUCGAGAGGGCCCGACGAUGCCUUCGCCGCGAGAGAUUUGAGAAAGGAAGACGAUGGAGCAACCGAUCGAGGGGGGACUCUCAGGCUGCUCGUCGGUGAAGAUCGAGACACGACAGACUCAUCCUUUUCCCUCAGCAAGAUCCUCGACGAAGUACCCGACAAUAGCAAAGAUGACACAUCCAACAAGAAGAGACACCGGAACAUCGCCACUAAGGACGACUUCGUUCAGCUGCCUCAACCGGUGAAGAAGCAAAAGCCCAUCCAACCUCAGGUCAUGCCGGCUAUGCCGCCCAUCAUCAAUGGCCUUCAUGAACCUCCACCAGACGCUGCUCUGUUUCCUCCCAUUGCCUCCAACGACUUUAACGAACCCGAGAGCAACCAGCUCAAGCCCCUACGAGAUUACGCGCCCGUCACCGAAGAGAAAGAAACCGAGAAGCCCCCGGACCCUGAACCGACUCCUACAAAGGCCUCGAAAGCCGGCAGUGGUAAGACGAGGAAGAAGGCUAUGAAGCCCAGACGCAAAUGGUCCGAGGCAGAGACAAACCACUUGCUUCUAGGCGUCAAUCGACACGGCGUAGGCAAGUGGACUGAUAUACUCGCGGAUCCGGACUUCAACUUCAACGACCGAACUGCGGGAGACUUGAAAGAUCGGUUCCGCACGUGCUGCCCGAACGAGCUUCGACGGACAAACAGCGACACCAAGAUUGCGACGGCUGCAAUGCCUACGACUCCAACUGAGCCCAAGGCAAAGGCCAAGACUGGCCUGCUCUCUGAGAACAUCCUUAUCGCGCAGGAAGAGCCUGUUGUCGCCGAGCAAUCGCAGGCACAGGCCGCUUUGCUCGACGCGGACGGCAUCCCCAAGGCGAAGAAAAGCCGGGCGCACCGCAAGAAGCUUGAGGACUUGGCUGAGCUGGGAAUCCAUGGCCCUUUCAAGAAGUCUCAUCGACGGGAACGACGGCCAUUCACCGACCAAGACGAUAAACAAAUACUAGAGGGUCUGGACAAGUACGGACCCGCAUGGACCAAGAUCCAGCGGGAUUCUCGCUUCAGUCUGUCAGGACGACAGCCGACGGACCUUCGGGAUAGAGUGCGGAAUAAGUACCCAAGUGUAUACCAAAAGAUUGAAAAGGGACUGUUCCAAAUCAAAGACGGCAGGGGUGGUGAUACGCUGGAGCCCACGGUCAGCAUGAGCAUCAGCAACACCUUGCAGCCCAACAGACCGCCUCCAAUGGAAGCGGCCUUGAAUAGGACCAACUCGAAGGAGGAUCUGCCCAGAUGGCCUCUAUCGAUGCUCGACAAUGGAGAAUCGCCGGCGGUACAACAGGCCUUCGACUUUGGCGAAACGACAACCGCGGCUUUCAUGGGCAGCGCGGGUGAAAUGGACAUCUCCCGCCUGCUAUUGGACGACUCUCAGGUCGACAACUUGCCCAUGAGGCAGUAUGCCGCCGAGAUGGCACCCGAGCCCAUGUCACCUUGA
Molecule: messenger RNA, 1677 nt
Organism: Colletotrichum chrysophilum
Lineage: Eukaryota; Fungi; Ascomycota; Sordariomycetes; Glomerellales; Glomerellaceae
Exons: 2
Coding region: 1-1677 (558 amino acids)
Source: RefSeq, a predicted model, not a curated record